CCAUCCCUCUUGCCAUUCAAACCAUUUCCUCUUCUCUCUCAAUUCAAAAUAUCUCUCUCUCUCUCUCAAAUCAUUCAAACAAAAACAUCUUUCUUAUUUCUAAAAGAAAACUAAAGAAAAACAAGAAGUAGAAAUGGAAAUGGAAAGUAAUGCACCAGCAGUAGCUAAAAGAGUGUGGAGUAUGGUACGUGUGGUUUACUUCAUGUUGAGAAAAGGCAUCUUAAAAGGCAAGCUCAUGAUGGAUCUCAAAAAUAUCAUGCUCAGACGCCGCGGCAAGCUCGCCGGCAAAGCCAUUGCCAACCUCAUGUUCCACCACAACCACGGCGGCGCCACCACCACCUCACACCCUCAAUUCUCUGCCUCCAGGGAGUAUGAGUUCAGCUGCAGCAACACCCCCAACUACAACUUCUUCUCCACCGGGAAGCGCAACCGCCACAGCAACCAUCACAACAACCACUUCUUCACCAGCGCUCACGUGCCGCCCAGGCAGGAUGACGAGGCGGUGACUGCAAACGCCGUGAAGGCGGUGCUGGAGAUGCUGAACAGUGAUACAGAGGUGUUCUAUUCCCCUGCUCUUCCCGGGAAGGUGAGGCAGUUGAGGGUGACAGACUCGCCGUUUCCGCUGCGAGAGGCGGAGGAUGAAAAGGACAACCAGGUGGACAAGGCGGCGGAAGAGUUCAUAAAGAGGUUUUAUAAGGAUUUGAGGAAGCAAGAUUGAAUUGAUUUGAAUUUUGGAUUGAAUAGAACCUACUACCAUCAACUAUGUAAAUCAUUAAUAGCGCAGAUUUUUUCCCCUUUCUGCCAUAAUGUUUCACCUAUAUAAUUGAAUAUUGAUAUGAGUUCAUGCCGUGGUAAA
Molecule: messenger RNA, 856 nt
Organism: Lotus japonicus
Lineage: Eukaryota; Viridiplantae; Streptophyta; Magnoliopsida; Fabales; Fabaceae
Exons: 1
Coding region: 134-718 (194 amino acids)
Source: RefSeq, a predicted model, not a curated record